CAUUGCGGUCCCGCCACCCGCGGGUGGGCGGCGGGGAGGAUGAUCACCAACACGCGGGGCUUCCUGUGGUCGGACCUGGAGACGCGGGCGCUGCUGGAGAUCUGGGGGGAGGCGGACGUGCAGAGCGCCCUGGACGGCAACUUUCGCAACAGCCAUGUGUACCGGGACGUGGCCUGCCGCCUGGCCGAGCUGGGCUUCGAGCGCACGCCGGAGCAGUGCCGCAUCCGCAUCAAGGGCCUCAAGCGCCAGUACUACCAGGCCCGGGAAGGACUCAAGAAGAACGGGCACGCCCGCAAGAUCUGCAAGUACUACGACGAGAUGGACCGGAUCCUCAGCUGCAGGCAGGGAGGAGGGGGCGGCGGAGGCAUCGGCGUCGACGGGCACAACGCGGCCGAGCGGCCUCUCACCCCCGGGGCGGUAGCAGAUGGCUGCCACCGCCAGCCCUCCGCCUUCGCCGCGCCCCCUUCGGUCGGGCCCGGCGUCCCGCCGCGCAACAGCCGGGAGGCGGACCCGGAGGAGCCAGACGAAGAGGAGGAGGAGGAGGAGGAAGACGAGGAGGGCGGCGAGCUCGGGUCCCCCCGCCGGAACAACUUCCGUCACCACAACUCCGGGGAAUGCUCCUCUUACGCCGAGCACGCCAUCAAAGUGGAGUGUCCCCCCUUCGCCAUCCCGCUGCCGCCCGCUGAGGGUUUUAAACAAAUGAAUGCUCACACCAAUGCAUCACCCCUAUUGUCUCAGACUAAAAGAUCAAAAAAACGCCACACAAACUUAACCGUGGACAAAAUGAUGGAAAGGUUUCUGCAACAAAGUGUGGAGACUGAAGACAAGUUCUACAGAUAUGAAGAGCAGCGGCUUAAAAUUGAAGACAAGAGGAGAGAAGCUGAGCAUGCUAGAGAGCUCCAGAUGUUGCAGAUGUUGGGACAGAUGUUAGCAGGAAUUUCUUCUAUGGUAUCUCAAAGGUCACAGUGUAUAUCAAGCAACCCUUCUCAGAGAUCAAACCACCAGUCAUACAGAGAUAACUUUAACUAUAAUUCUAUGACAGCAGCACUAUCUCCACCCAUAGUUAUAGAGAGAUCAUUUUCAGUGCACAAAGCGCAUUCAAUAAAGGAAAUGGAGAAUAUAUUUCAGUUGGUGAGAAAUGUUAUUCCUCCUUUAACUGCCAAAAAACAUAAAGGCCAAGAUGGACGAAUAGGGAUCGUUGGAGGAUGCCAAGAGUACACAGGGGCACCCUAUUUUGCUGCAAUUUCAGCUCUCAAAGUGGGUGCAGACCUGUCCCACGUAUUUUGUACCAAAGAUGCAGCAACUGUAAUAAAGUCUUACAGCCCAGAGCUAAUUGUUCAUCCAGUUCUUGACAGCCCUGAUGCUGUUCAUGAAGUAGAAAAGUGGUUACCACGACUACACUCCGUUGUCAUAGGGCCUGGAUUAGGGAGGGACGACAUACUACUUGAGAAUGCCAAGGGUAUUAUAGAAAAAUCCAAGGUCAAAGGAAUCCCUAUUGUAAUUGAUGCUGAUGGUUUAUGGCUUAUUGUCCAACAGCCUUCUCUCAUUCAGGGUUACCCUAGAGCUAUUCUCACUCCAAAUGCUAUGGAGUUUAGCAGACUGUAUGAAGCUGUGCUUAGAGACCCUGUAGAUAGUAAUGAUCAUCAUGGGUGUGUGCUAAGACUCAGCCAAGCUUUGGGAAACUUGACAAUUGUUCAGAAAGGAGAGCGAGAUCUUAUUUCAGAUGGAGAAAAAGUGCUUGUAUGUAGCCAUGAAGGAAGCAGCAGAAGGUGUGGUGGACAAGGGGAUCUCCUCUCAGGGUCUCUUGGAGUCCUAACACACUGGGCCUUCCUUGCUGGGCCAGAAAAAACAAAUGGUCAAAAUCCGUUUCUAGUGGCUGCAUUUGGAGCAUGUUCGCUUACCAGGCAGUGCAACAACCAAGCCUUCCAGAAAUUUGGACGGUCCAUGACAGCCUCUGACAUGGUUUUAGAAAUUGGAGCAGCUUUUAAUAAACUCUUUGAAACCUAAAACCAAAGCAACAGAGGAGGAAGAACACACAGCGUUGGCAGUCAAGGAAACUAUUCUUGGACAUCCGUGCAGAAUGAACCCUUUUUCAAGUGCUGUUAGCAAUAUACUAAGUAGUUUUUUUAAUUUUUAAAGAUAGGAAAAAUUGUAGAUAUUUUUUAAAGAGUUUGGAAUACAGGUGGGUUUUUUUUUCAGCUGAAUAAGCUGUAGUUGCAGAAGUUAUAAUAUAAUAAAACAAAACUGAAAGUA
Messenger RNA from Heteronotia binoei (common prickly gecko), 2253 nucleotides. It is a transcript of the gene NAXD, whose product is annotated as NAD(P)HX dehydratase. The record is from RefSeq and is a predicted model, not a curated record. The coding region runs from base 40 to 2007 and encodes 655 amino acids. Gene Ontology annotation, molecular function: ATP-dependent NAD(P)H-hydrate dehydratase activity. Gene Ontology annotation, biological process: metabolite repair. Lineage: Eukaryota; Metazoa; Chordata; Lepidosauria; Squamata; Gekkonidae. The transcript is spliced from 11 exons.